Molecule: messenger RNA, 465 nt
Organism: Fulvia fulva
Lineage: Eukaryota; Fungi; Ascomycota; Dothideomycetes; Mycosphaerellales; Mycosphaerellaceae
Exons: 2
Coding region: 1-465 (154 amino acids)
Source: RefSeq, a predicted model, not a curated record
AUGAACAGUCAUCGCAACCCAGACACUAAAAGCACAAGUGAGGAUGAGAACGAUGGCAAUCUGCUCCGACACAAUGCUUUGCCGACAUUUCUUGCGACCUCGCCAGAGUAUACGAUCCAACAGCUGCGUGACUACGACCUGCACGCCCCCAACUUGCAACACAGUGCUCCGGUUGUUGCAUUCCGUGAGCCAUUCGCGGCGACUAUGGAGACGUGCCGUUCUAGUCCAGACCUGACCAACAUCCUCAACUACUACCGCCAGGAGCAGGAGGUCCUUCAUGAGCUAAGAAUCAUGGAAACGUUUGUGGGCAGUGAGAGAUUCAGGCGCCAAAAUUUCUUUAUGGACUUGCUGCAUGGCGGAAGCAUGUCAGACGGCUGCGAGACGCGACAUAAAGGAGGUGGUAUCCCAGACUUGAUGCUCAUGAACUGCGAUGUCCUCAAUGGCGUCGAGCAAUCAGGGUCUUGA